GGAAAAAUGUCACAGAAAUGGUUCAAACCGUUGGCAAUAAUUUUAGCCAUGCACUUGCCAAACCAAAUUGAAUUAGAGGCACCGGCGAAUUCAUGCAUUUUACAGCCAAAAUCAUAAACAGAACCGAAUGCUACUUAAAAUUUCAUUACGCGCACUUAAGUGGUGUGAUUUUCGGCACACCCUUUUCAGGGAACCCCUUAUCCUCCAAAAACCCCCGACAACCAGUGUUGCAAAGCUCGUAAAAUCCCCACUAGCUGCAGUAGAUGGCGAAACCGCCGCAGCGGUGACACAUCCACAUCCACAUCCUCGUCCACAUCCACAUCCGCGUCCGCAUCCACAUCCACUGCAAUGCAGUUGGCGAAAUGUCAUCAGCGCCUGGAUUUUAUGGCGACGGCAAAGGAGAAUGUAUCUAAGCUGCAGUCUUGUUUCUGGUCCUGGAUUUCCUGGCGCUGUCCCUGUUUUCUGGCUCCUAAAUUCGGCUAGAGCGUAAAACUUUUAUGGCUGCCGCAGCGCCUUCCUCGUCGUCGUAAAUAAAUUUCUGGCCGUAAUUAAUUUUGCAUGCCAGUCAGCUAGUCGAGCUUCCCGGCGACAGUUAGCUGCUUCUCAAGUCACUUUUUCGGCGAGUUGAGCUCACGAAACGCACAUGGCUGCUGAUUGGGAAUGCCACACGCCAUUAAGGCCGUUUUGAUAUGCCAAAUGUGUCGCUUAAUGAUUUUUAUUCCCCAUUGCUCAUACGCACCGUGUGACGCGGCAGGGCUUAGUAUGCAAAUUGUAUCUUUUUGUGUGUUUGGCCAGUGACGCACACGCCUCAGUCUCAGCCGAAUCUGUCAGAAUGUCAGUCAGUCAGCCAGGCAGCAAAGUUGAGUUUGCAGUGCAGUCAGCUCAUUAGUGAGUCUGUUUGCCAUUGUGGCUCUUGUCUGGCUGCUCUAGCAUUAUUUAUCUGGCAUUUUUAACACUUGCCGUUGACAGUCGCUUUGGCAUAUUCUGCGCUAUUUUCUCCGCUGGCAGCACCAAAAAAAAAAUAAAACCUAAAGUCAGGCUAACAAGUGCAAAUUUGUUUGCUGCAUCGAGCUGAGCACAAAUUUCUCAACCUUGGCUCUCCGUGCUCGCCUUGUUUGCCCCCCGUUAAUUUUUGUUGAUUUUACGCGUUAGCCGCUUGGCCGCCCCACCGUGUGUUUACUGUAGCUACAGCAUUUGUAUCGGGGCCAGGUCGCAGCUGUGUGUGAACGGAGCAAGUUAGUUGACACAAUGAUAGGGCAAACUGUAUCUCUGAGACACUCAGAGGCUGCUCCCUUACAUCUGAGCAAAUUGAACUGCCCGAGGUCGACAGAAAUUGCUGCAUAUUUGGGAAUACUAUGUUAUAAUUGACAGAAUAACAGAACAAACACAAUCCCAGAAAUGGACAGCUCUGCCUACAAUAAUAGUUGGAUUUUCCAGCAUUAAGAUAUGCAUUUUAAACUAUUUCAAGGCAAUUUUAGCAUUGAAUUAUUUAAAAUUUGUAUCUAAAUGAUAAAAGUAACCUCUCAAAGAUCCAUCAAGAAAAUAUUACUAAAUUUCCUAUAAUAUUCACAUUACUUUUGAGACAACUUUAAUCGAUAAAUCCCCAGUUAAAGGUGGUAUUUUGGGACUUUAAGAAAUGGACACUCGACGCAGAUGGAAAAGGUUUGGUCGCCGAACUUACGCAACCUUUGCGAUCUUUUUGGCAAUAGCUUUAGGUCAAUGGAUUAUUGUCUGCUUGGUGGAAAGCGGUCGUAAGAUAUUCCGUGAUUUAGAGAUAGUUUGCUCGGCCACCUUUGCUCUAGCUGGCAUACUUUUCACCAUGUUUGCCUUCAACCAAAAUGUUCGCAGCCACAGGAUUUACAAAUGGAUUGUGGCUUGUCUGACAGUGGAACUGGAAACACUUUCGAUGUUCGUGCUUGUAGCUCGAACUUGGAUUCCAGACAUGUUAGCCUUCUACUUCAUCUGCGUACUUGGAAUAGUCGUAGUCCUGGUCAUUGGCUGUCAUCUAUCGUUCACGAUGGAUUUGACCCAGUUCAUAGCUCCUAUUUUUAUAAUGAGCUUUAUGUUGGUCAUAUUCUCCGCGUAUUUCCUGAUGACACAUAUCUUUUUGCCAGACAUUAAGGACUAUGCCUAUAUGUUCUUCGAGAUUUUACUAACCCUUGUAAUGUUAUCGAGUUUUAAGCUGACCAUGCUGCACGCUCAAACCAUUAGUGGAGAUCGGCAUGUCCAGAUGAGCAUGGAUGACUUCAUCUUGGCCGCUUUGCUGCUGUUUCAUGAAUUUCUAGUAAUAUACGCCCUGACUUUCUACUGGCAAAUCAACUAUAACUACUUCACAUCCUCUGACUUCUUCUGGAUGUCGACAAGUACAAAAGAUACGCAUGGAACAACCGCCAUGAAUCGAGAUUAUGAAGACUAUGAUGAUAAGCCAAAUGAAGAGGAAUGGAAAAUUACCAAUAUGACAAGCUAUGAUUGGGCUGCAGACGAUUGGGAAAUCAGCAGAAAGUGAUUUCAAUCACAAUUUGCAAAACAUUCUCUAAUCAAAAAACUUAAGACUACCAAAAUUUGCAACUAAUCAGGAGAUCACUAUUA
This is a messenger RNA of Drosophila suzukii, 2589 nucleotides long. Lineage: Eukaryota; Metazoa; Arthropoda; Insecta; Diptera; Drosophilidae. The record is from RefSeq and is a predicted model, not a curated record.